Molecule: messenger RNA, 1187 nt
Organism: Notothenia coriiceps (black rockcod)
Lineage: Eukaryota; Metazoa; Chordata; Actinopteri; Perciformes; Nototheniidae
Product: remodeling and spacing factor 1-like
Exons: 3
Biological process (GO): negative regulation of DNA-templated transcription
Cellular component (GO): RSF complex
Molecular function (GO): histone binding
Source: RefSeq, a predicted model, not a curated record
ACAAGAAAAAGGACACAGACUUAGGAAAGAGAAAGGACACAGACUUGGAAAAGAGAAAGGACACAGACUCGGAAAAGAGAAAGGACACAGACUCGGAAGAGAGAAAGGACACAGACUCGGAAAAGAGAAAGGACACAGACUCGGAAAAGAGAAAGGACACAGACUCGGAAAAGAGAAAGAACAAAGACUCUGGAAAGACACCGGGAAUCGAAAAUAAAAAGGGCAGCGAAUCAAAGAAAAAGGAGACUGACACGGACAACAAAAGCAAAACAGAUUCUGCAAAUAAAACGGAAACCGGGAAGGACACGGAAGCUGAAAAUAAAAACGACAGCAAAUCCUCAACGGAAACGGAGAAAGCCAGCGACCCGAGCAAAGAACCGGAUGUGGAAAAGCCGGCUGAGGAGGAAGGCAAAAGCGAUGAAGAUGAAGAUGACGAGGAGGCACCAAAAAAGGAGGUGGCGAACGGCAGAGGAACUCCGGCUUCACGACGAAGAUCGAAACGUCCGGCGCGUCGAAGGAAAGCCGCGCUUCCGAGAGCAGAGAGGCAGGAUUCAGAGUCUGAUACAAACACCGGGAUGUCUCUCCGAAGAUCUCCAAGGAUCUCAAGACCCACGACUAAAGCGGUGGAGACCCAGGGAAAGAAACCGGAGAAAUCUGCUCCACAGGCGGACAAGAGCGACGACGACGAAAAGGAUGAUAAAGAAAAGGACGAGGACGAAGAAGAGGAGGAGGAGGAGAAAGCUGUUCAGAAGAAACCGAGGGAGAAGAAGCCCGAGCAGGAGGGUCAGACCAAACCUAAGGGGAGGAAGAGACGGAGGGUCCGGUGGUCCAACACAAGAACACGCCGUAAAAAGAAAGGCUCCGAAGACGAAGAGGAAAACAGCGAAGACGAGUCGAGCGCCGAGGAGGAAACUGAGGCAGAGGACGACAGCGACGAAGAUUACAAGGUGGAGCGACGCAAACGGAGACGCAAUCGAAACCGAGAGAGACGAGAAUCAGACUCCUCGACCUCCUCAGACGACGAUUUACCUCCAAACGACGACCCCUGCAAACACUGCGGGCUCCCGAGCCAACCAGAGCUGAUCCUCCUGUGUGAUUCCUGUGACAGCGGAUACCACACGGCCUGUUUGAGACCGCCGCUCAUGAUCAUCCCCGAUGGAGAGUGGUUCUGUUCACCCUGUCAUCAC